This is a messenger RNA of Scleropages formosus (Asian bonytongue), 529 nucleotides long. RefSeq names its product collagen alpha-1(XIX) chain-like. NCBI's taxonomy places the organism in Eukaryota, Metazoa, Chordata, Actinopteri, Osteoglossiformes, Osteoglossidae. The record is from RefSeq and is a predicted model, not a curated record. The transcript is spliced from 7 exons. The coding region runs from base 107 to 529 and encodes 140 amino acids.
GUGAGAGAGAGCGGAGGCUCACGGAGGCGGAGCCCGUCAUACGGCCGCAGAGGCGAAGAGACCGCGGCAGCCGAGCAACAAGACACUUUUUUAGGUGUGAUAAGUGAUGACUGCAACGAUCCAGCUCCUCUUCGGGUGUGCGGCGGUGCUGUCAGAGCAGCUGCUGGCGACACACUUCUUUGUUCAAGACUGGGCCUCCAGAUGUGAACCGCGCAUCAGCAGAGCAUGGAUCAUUGCUCCGCCUCCACCGCCAUUUCCCCCAAAGCGCCCGAAAGCGAGAUUCACGAUAGCAAGUGAAGAGCCUGGUGCGGAUCAUCAUCGAGAUUCGCUCCGAGAAACGUACCUUCACAGCCGGCCCUCGAUCUAUCUAAGAAAGAAGGACCUGGCUGGACCAAAGGGAGAAAAGGGGAGUAGAGGACUGAAAGGGGAGACGGGUGUCCCAGGACCAAUCGGAGCCGAAGGAAUCGGUGGCCCCCCUGGUCUCAUGGGACCUCCUGGAGAGAAGGUCGUCUUUGUCAUUAUGCGUUGA